UGUUUUUUGUGUGUGUGUGUGUGCUGCCCAUUCACCCAUUCAAUUCAAUGCUGCAGGCGGACUUGGAAGCCUUCCUGCAGCCAGAGCAGGACGACGACGAGCUCGACCACAACCAUCCGCCGGGCACCCAGCCGCCCGCCGCGGGAUUGGACGAGGACCGCCAAGUGUGGUCAGCUGAUCCACGCACGGACGCUGCGGCGCGGACGGUUGCCUCGCGUGUUGCGGGCGAUCUCGCCGUGCUCACCAACGAGCCGUCGCUUGGCCUCUUCCGCGUCCAGCAGCACAUCCACCGUGCCGUCCCGAUGGUCGUUGCACGCAAGGAAGACAUGCUUCAAUUGAGCACGCGGAUUGCGGGUAUGCUCUACGACGUCGAGUACGCUCAAAAGACUGUGAGCAAGAUGGCAACCAUCACCAACUUUUCUACGAUACAGCAGCAUCUCCAAACAUCCAUACGAUACAAGGAGCAAUUAAAUGCCAUGGCGAAAGAAGCCAAGGACAAGGGAUGACUCCAGCAAUUUGCAUUCAUGUCUAGAGUACUUGUAGAGAAGAAGGUUGUGCUUGUUUGUUGUUUUUUGUUUUUUAUUGAAUACAAAAGAAAGACUCG
Molecule: messenger RNA, 604 nt
Organism: Capsaspora owczarzaki ATCC 30864
Lineage: Eukaryota; Filasterea; Ministeriida; Capsasporidae
Exons: 2
Coding region: 48-506 (152 amino acids)
Cellular component (GO): BORC complex
Source: RefSeq, a predicted model, not a curated record